AUGCUAGGCUUUGUAUCCGGAACUGCUUCCUUGACGAAGAAACGAGGCGGCCGCUCGGCGCAAGCCUGCGGGUCGGCGGUGACGCGUCUGCGGCUGCAAGCGGGUGAGCCGCAGCCAGUUUUGGCGAAGGGCCGUCUACCCAGUGUGACAGCGUUUGCUGCUGCGGUGCUGCUGGCGGCAGCGACUCACAGCGCAGUUCUAGAGCCGGUGCAAGCGCUCACUGCUCAGGACGUGCGGCAGCUCUCGUACGAGCAGGUGAAAGGAACGGGCCUUGCCAAUCGCUGCCCCGAGGUGGUUUCAUCGAAGGGCAAGAUAUCCCUUGACAAGACUAAGAAGUACAAGGUUGUGGAUUUGUGCCUGGAACCGAAGCAGUUUCUAGUGGAGGAGGAGGUCGGCCGGCGACGUGGCGAGAGCAAGCGCGAGUUUGUGGACACCAAGCUGAUGACGCGAGCAACCUACACGCUUGCGAAUAUCGAAGGGGAACUGGUCAAUGAGAACGGAACCUGGAAGUUUAUCGAGAAGGACGGCAUGGAUUACGCUGCAACAACAGUCCAGAUUCCGGGUGGUGAGCGUGUGCCCUUCCUCUUCUCCAUCAAGAAACUUGUUGCUUCUCUCAACAACGCGGACGAUGGCAUCUCAACGAGUACUGAGCUUGGUGGCGAGUUCAAGGUUCCCAGCUACCGCACCGGUAUGUUUCUGGAUCCCAAGGGCCGAGGCAUGGCCAAUGGCUACGACAUGGCUGUUGCGCUUCCGGCACUCGAGGCUGACGGCGCCGUGGGCCAAGAAGUCUUGCGCAAGGAGAAUGACAAGGUGUUCCAGGAAACCUCGGGGCGCAUCGAGCUUGCUGUGAACAAGGUUGACCCCACGAGUAACGAGAUUGGAGGCGUGUUCGUGAGCGAGCAGCUCUCGGACACGGACAUGGGGGCCAAGGAGCCGAAGAAGCUCCUUCUCAAGGGCGUUUUCUAUGCCCGUAUCCUGCCGUCAGACUAG
Cyanidioschyzon merolae strain 10D is the source of this 990-nucleotide messenger RNA. RefSeq names its product manganese-stabilzing protein precursor. Bases 1 to 990 code for a protein of 329 amino acids. Gene Ontology annotation, biological process: photosystem II assembly; photosystem II stabilization. The record is from RefSeq and is a predicted model, not a curated record. Gene Ontology annotation, molecular function: oxygen evolving activity. NCBI's taxonomy places the organism in Eukaryota, Rhodophyta, Bangiophyceae, Cyanidiales, Cyanidiaceae. The transcript has a single exon. Gene Ontology annotation, cellular component: photosystem II oxygen evolving complex.